Molecule: messenger RNA, 921 nt
Organism: Knipowitschia caucasica
Lineage: Eukaryota; Metazoa; Chordata; Actinopteri; Gobiiformes; Gobiidae
Source: the annotation of a GenBank genome assembly
AUGCAGCCUACUCUCAUGUGGAGACAGAGAAGUGACCGACCUCGCACUGGGCUGCAGACCUCAGACUGGGCUGCAGACCUCAGACUGGACUGCAGACCUCAGACUGGGCUGCAGACCUCAGACUGGACUGCAGACCUCGGACUGGGCUGCAGACCUCGCACUGGGCUGCAGACCUCAGACUGGGCUGCAGACCUCAGACUGGACUGCAGACCUCGGACUGGGCUGCAGACCUCGCACUGGGCUGCAGACCUCGGACUGGGCUGCAGACCUCAGACUGGGCUGCAGACCACGCACUGGGCUGCAGACCUCGGACUGGGCUGCAGACCGCGGACUGGGCUGGAGACCUCGCACUGGGCUGCAGACCACAGACUGGGCUGCAGACCACGCACUGGGCUGCAGACCUCGGACUGGGCUGCAGACCGCGGACUGGGCUGGAGACCUCGCACUGGGCUGCAGACCUCAGACUGGGCUGCAGACUUCGCACUGGGCUGCAGACCUCGGACUGGGCUGCAGACCUCGGACUGGGCUGCAGACCGUCACUGGGCUGCAGACCUCGGACUGGGCUGCAGACCUCGCACUGGGCUGCAGACCUCACACUGGGCUGCAGACCUCAGACUGGGCUGCAGACCUCGCACUGGGGUGCAGACCUCGCACUGGGCUGCAGACCUCGCACUGGGCUGCAGACCUCGCACUGGGCUGCAGACCUGGGCUGCAGACCUCGGACUGGGCUGCAGACCUCGCACUGGGCUGCAGACCUCGGACUGGGCUGCAGACCUCGCACUGGGCUGCAGACCUCGGACUGGGCUGCAGACCUCAGACUGGGCUGCAGACCCGUGUGUGUUUCAUCCCUGUGUUGCUCACGCCGAGUCCACACAAGGGCGUUUUGUCACCUCCCAGCUGCUGCGAUCACAUGCUCGCUGA